AUGAACCUUGGCUUCCAGAGGAGUUCUUAUGAGCAUGCUGUCUACCUCCGCGGUGAACAGAGUCAACGCCUUGUCGUGGGGGUUUAUGUGGAUGAUCUUGUGAUCACUGGAGGGAACCAAGCUGACAUUGAUGUGUUCAAGGUAGAGAUGAACCAAGCUGACAUUGAUGUGUUCAAGGCAGAGAUGCAGGCAACAUUCAAGAUGAGUGACUUGGGUCUUCUCCACUACUAUCUUGGGCUUGAGGUGGCACAAACAGAGACAGGCAUAACUGUAAGUCAGAGUGCCUAUGCAGAUAAGAUACUGGAGAAUGCAGGCAUGACUAGGUGUAAUCCAAGUCAAGUCCCAAUGGAGCCACGACUGAAAUUGAGCAAGGUGAGCACUGCCAGUGCUGUUGACCCUACAGUCUAUAGAAGCAUUGUGGGCUCCUUGCGAUAUCUGGUGAACUCAAGGCCAGACCUGGCAUAUUCAGUCGGCUACAUCAGUCGGUUUAUGGAGGCACCGACAAUGGAGCAUAUGGCAGCCGUCAAGCGAGUGUUGAGGUAUGUUGCUGGUACCCUGCAUUUUGGCUGUCAUUAUACUCGGAAGAAGCAAGCACAACUCGUUGGCUAUAGCGAUAGUGAUCUGGCCGGUGACGUUGACACACGGAAGAGCACUACUGGAGUCUUCUUCUUCCUUGGCAACAAUCUCAUCACUUGGCAAUCUCAGAAACAGAGAAUUGUAGCUUUAUCCUCUUGCGAGGCUGAAUAUAUAGCUGCAGCUACUGGAGCAUGUCAAGCAACCUGGUUGGCGCGGCUUCUUGUAGAGCUCAAAGGCGAGAAGGCCAGCGCAACCACACUGAAGAUCGACAAUCAGUCUGCCAUUGCACUGAGCAAGAACCCGGUGUUCCACGACCGCAGCAAGCACAUAGAUGUCAGGUAUCACUACAUCAGAGAGUGCGUCAAGCAACCUGGUUGGCGCGGCUUCUUGUAG
Molecule: messenger RNA, 969 nt
Organism: Panicum hallii
Lineage: Eukaryota; Viridiplantae; Streptophyta; Magnoliopsida; Poales; Poaceae
Exons: 1
Coding region: 1-969 (322 amino acids)
Source: RefSeq, a predicted model, not a curated record